Pteropus alecto (black flying fox) is the source of this 4750-nucleotide messenger RNA. RefSeq names its product anoctamin 4 (gene ANO4). NCBI's taxonomy places the organism in Eukaryota, Metazoa, Chordata, Mammalia, Chiroptera, Pteropodidae. Bases 481 to 3993 code for a protein of 1170 amino acids. The record is from RefSeq and is a predicted model, not a curated record. Gene Ontology annotation, molecular function: chloride channel activity; protein dimerization activity. Gene Ontology annotation, biological process: chloride transmembrane transport. Gene Ontology annotation, cellular component: plasma membrane. The transcript has 31 exons.
CCGGACCCGCCCCUGCGUCCCCAGGCGUGCUCUCCAGGGGAACCUCCCUACCAGGGAAGCCGAAGGCUCGAGGCUGGGGAGGCUGUUGCACGCCCCAGACUCCCGGAUCCCACGUUUGCCCUCGUCACCCCUGCCGCCCGGACCCCGAGGGGCACCCCGUUGGCGAGGACCCAGCUGGGGUCCUGCCCGACGCCCGCGCCGCUUCCGCCGCGCGCCUCCGCCGGGCACCUCCCCUCGCCCGCCUCGCCCCUCCUCUCUCCCGGCUCCGCGUCCUCAGCUGCAGGUUCAAUCCCCGCGGGGACCCGGAGCGCGGGCACCCGGAGCGCCACGGCCGGUGUGCGCCCACACUCCCCACACUGCUGCAGCGGAGACCCGGCCGGGGGGCACCUGCGCGCUGCUGGCACGCGUCCGGGGCGACCGCGGCGGGCUAACUGGGCAUGCUCAGGAGCGGGGCGGCCGGGCGCCGCGGGAGACAAGCGCAUGCAAUCUCGGGGCCCGGCACCGGCCGUCCAGGGGCGCCGCGCGCAGGCGGCAGCUCUCGCCGACGCUCUGGCCAGCUUGGGCAGGACGCCCGCCAGGAUGGCCUCCCUGGCGGCAUACGACAAAGACGCGAGUAGCGGGAGUUAUAACCUUUCCACCGCCACGACAGGCAGCUACUACAGUUGUGUCAGCCAGAUCACCAUAGGUUACGAUGUUGCUGGGCCUGUUGCAAUUGGGUUCACCCACUGGAAAAAUCCUUAUGCACAAGGCAGACCUACCCUCCCAUCAGAUCUGCCUCUCUUCGUCUCCAAAGAUGCAGGCAUCCCUGUGUAUCACCAAUCCCUCACUCGAAAGACCGACCUGGCCACGCCUUUGUCCUGCCCAGCCUCACUGUCCAUCACUCCAGUGCCUUCGUACAGCAGCAGCAGCCAGGAAACCCUGAGUCAAGACACGACAGGUUUAAGUUUAUCUAUUCAUGGGGCUGAAAAGCAUUUGCAAAUCCAUCAACGGCGAAGUGUGGCAAGCCGCCCAGGGUCACGUCGCCUGCCCGUGGUCAGGCAUUCCUCACUCCCACCAGGUAGAAGGUCAAUAAAAAUGGAGGCAACCUCUUCUGGAAUCACUAAUGGGAAAACCAAAACCUUCCACCCAGAAGGAGGUGUGGAUUUGCAAGGCUACCAGUUGGAUAUGCAAAUACUACCUGACGGCCCAAAGAGUGAUGUGGACUUUUCAGAGAUUCUUAAUGCAAUACAAGAAAUGGCCAAGGAUGUCAAUAUUCUUUUUGAUGAAUUAGAAGCUGUCAACAGUCCUUGCAAAGAUGAUGAUUCUCUCCUUCACCCUGGAAACCUGACCAGUACUUCAGAUGAUGCCAGCAGAUUGGAAGCAGGGGGAGAGGCAAUGCGGGAAAAGAACAAAUCGAAUGGACUCUACUUCAGAGAUGGAAAGUGUCGAAUUGACUAUAUUCUUGUGUACAGAAAAUCCAACCCCCAGACUGAAAAGAGAGAAGUAUUUGAAAGAAAUAUCAGAGCAGAAGGGUUACAAAUGGAGAAAGAAUCCUCUGUAAUAAAUAGUGACAUUAUCUUUGUGAAGUUGCAUGCCCCAUGGGAAGUGCUUGGAAGAUACGCAGAACAAAUGAAUGUAAGAAUGCCUUUCAGCGCCAUUUUUGGAAGCCUCGUGUACUGCUGCAUUGAAGGGCCAGACUCCAGGAGAAAAAUCUAUUACCUGCCCCGCCGGUACAAGUUCAUGAGCAGGAUCGAUAAACAAAUAAGCAGGUUUCGGAGAUGGUUACCUAAGAAGCCAAUGAGGCUGGACAAGGAGACACUGCCAGACCUGGAGGAGAAUGACUGCUACACUGCCCCUUUCAGCCAGCAAAGGAUCCAUCACUUCAUCAUACACAACAAAGACACUUUCUUCAACAAUGCCACAAGAAGUAGAAUUGUACAUCAUAUUUUACAAAGAAUAAAGUAUGAAGAAGGAAAAAACAAAAUUGGUCUGAAUCGUUUGCUUACCAAUGGCUCCUAUGAAGCUGCUUUUCCUUUACACGAGGGGAGUUACAGAAGUAAAAACUCCAUUAGGACCCAUGGAGCGGAAAACCACCGACAUCUGCUCUAUGAGUGCUGGGCCUCCUGGGGCGUGUGGUAUAAAUACCAGCCUUUGGAUCUUGUAAGGCGGUACUUUGGAGAGAAGAUCGGGUUGUAUUUUGCCUGGUUGGGCUGGUACACCGGCAUGCUCUUCCCGGCCGCCUUCAUUGGAUUGUUUGUCUUUUUGUAUGGAGUCAUGACUCUGGAUCACUGCCAAGUCAGUAAAGAAGUCUGCCAAGCUACAGAUAUCAUCAUGUGUCCUGUAUGCGAUAAAUACUGUCCAUUCAUGAAGCUGUCAGAUAGCUGUGUUUAUGCCAAGGUUACCCACCUUUUUGACAAUGGAGCAACUGUCUUCUUUGCUGUUUUCAUGGCAGUCUGGGCGACAGUUUUCCUGGAGUUUUGGAAGAGACGACGAGCAGUAAUUGCUUAUGACUGGGAUUUGAUAGACUGGGAAGAGGAGGAGGAAGAAAUACGGCCCCAGUUUGAAGCCAAGUAUUCCAAGAAAGAGCGGAUGAAUCCCAUUUCGGGAAAGCCAGAACCUUACCAAGCAUUUGCAGAUAAAUGCAGCCGACUGAUCGUUUCUGCCUCUGGAAUAUUUUUUAUGAUCUGCGUGGUAAUCGCCGCUGUGUUCGGGAUCGUCAUUUAUCGGGUGGUGACCGUCAGCACUUUUGCUGCCUUCAAGUGGGCAUUGAUCAGAAAUAACUCUCAGGUUGCAACCACAGGGACUGCUGUGUGCAUCAACUUCUGUAUCAUCAUGUUGCUGAAUGUGCUCUAUGAAAAAGUUGCACUUCUUCUGACAAAUUUAGAACAGCCUCGCACGGAGUCCGAGUGGGAGAACAGCUUCACCCUGAAAAUGUUUCUUUUUCAGUUUGUCAAUCUGAACAGCUCCACAUUUUACAUCGCGUUCUUCCUCGGAAGAUUUACAGGACACCCAGGUGCCUACUUGAGGCUGAUAAACAGAUGGAGACUAGAAGAGUGCCACCCUAGUGGAUGCCUUAUUGAUCUCUGUAUGCAAAUGGGUAUUAUAAUGGUGCUAAAGCAGACCUGGAAUAAUUUCAUGGAACUUGGCUACCCGUUAAUUCAGAAUUGGUGGACUAGAAGAAAAGUACGACAAGAACAUGGGCCCGAAAGGAAAAUCAGUUUCCCACAAUGGGAAAGGGACUACAACCUUCAGCCCAUGAACGCCUACGGACUCUUCGACGAAUACUUAGAAAUGAUUCUUCAGUUCGGAUUCACAACUAUCUUUGUGGCAGCUUUUCCUCUAGCACCACUUCUGGCCUUACUGAAUAACAUAAUUGAAAUUCGACUUGAUGCUUACAAAUUCGUCACACAAUGGAGGCGACCUUUAGCUUCAAGGGCCAAAGACAUAGGAAUUUGGUAUGGAAUUCUUGAAGGCAUUGGAAUUCUCUCUGUAAUUACAAAUGCAUUUGUCAUAGCGAUAACAUCUGACUUUAUUCCUCGCUUGGUGUAUGCUUAUAAGUAUGGACCUUGUGCGGGCCAAGGAGAAGCUGGGCAAAAGUGCAUGGUUGGCUAUGUGAAUGCCAGCUUGUCCGUGUUUCGAAUUUCUGACUUUGAGAAUCGAUCUGAGCCUGAAUCCGAUGGCAGUGAGUUCUCGGGGACCCCUCUCAAGUACUGCAGAUACCGAGACUACCGUGAUCCUCCUCAUUCACUGGUACCCUACGGCUACACACUGCAGUUCUGGCACGUCCUCGCUGCUCGCCUGGCUUUUAUCAUUGUGUUUGAGCACCUCGUGUUUUGUAUAAAGCACCUCAUUUCAUAUCUGAUCCCAGACCUCCCAAAAGAUCUAAGAGACCGAAUGAGGAGAGAGAAGUACUUGAUUCAGGAGAUGAUGUAUGAAGCAGAACUAGAGCGUCUCCAGAAGGAACGAAAAGAGAGGAAGAAAAACGGAAAAGCACACCACAAUGAGUGGCCGUGACCAGGUUGGUGAGAGGUAAUUGUUCAUUUCCAGUCCAAGGACCUGAAUUCUGUUUACUUCUCUUGGCUGUGCAAAAGCACAUUCACGUGAAUGACUAAAAUGCAACCGCAGUGCAUGUCGCAGACAUCGGCAGCAGCAGGGGGUCUUAAAGGACUGCCUGGGAAGUCACAUUGCAGUCCUGCACACACUUGCUAUCUGUUCAUAGACCAUUCCUGACCAGGCAAGCAUGCACAUCAUGGGCAGUUACACUCUCAAGUUUUUAAAACCACGGGGAACUUGUAUACUGGACCUGUUUUUCAGCCUGUUUGCUACCUUUUUUGCAUUCUAUCCCAUGUGAAUUUUACAGACACUGGGCUAAAAAGGGGAUGUGGACACCUGGACACACAUUCCUAGAAUGUCAUCAUAUGGUCCUAAUUCCAUGUCACCAAACAAUACAAACAGGACCCUGUUUACAACUUUCUUUUUUUUUAAUUUCAGAUCUUUCUGAGAUUAUUAUAUAUGACAUAUCUAUAGCUAUCUGUAUGGCCAUAGAUUUCUGUGUGUACAUAUGUACAGUCAUGUAUUCUUACAUAUGUACAUACAAAUACAGAGAUAUAUAAAGUACAUAAAAAUUCCUUACUUGUAAAUAGCCAAAAGGUACUGACGUGAAUGAUGAAUUUUCACAUUUAAAUAGUCAUCAACAUGAAGCCAUGUUUAAUGCUUGUAUAAUGUGAUGCAAUAAAAUUUAAAAUAAAUUUAUGCACAUGGAAUAUUUGCA